AUGGCAGACGAUGGUAUGCUCCUCAACUUCUCGCUCCCAAGCGAGGUCAUAAAACCCGAGACGAAAAUCAAAGGUGGAACAUGGCGCGAGCGACUCAGCGUCAAGAAAAUCGCCGCGCACCGACAGUCGAAUACGAAGCGCACUAAUGCUGGGGAGGAUGGAAAGGAAGGCCCUGGUUCCAGGAACCCAAACCGGAUACAGGUUUCUGGACCCAGGCCUGCGAAGAGACAGAGGGUCGAUGGUGAUGGAGAGUUUCAAGCCCGGGAUGGGGCAGAAGGGCACCGGCAAGGACAAGGGAAUGCGCCGAGGAAGGGACAAGGAGGAUCUAUUGUGGCGUCUCUUUUCUCGAAGAAUCCGCGGCCGCAGAAUGCUGUUAAAGAUAAUAAGGAUAAGGAGCCGGUUGAGGAUGCGAAGCCGACGAAUGCGCCGCUGAUUGAUGGAUUGGAUACAUUUACGAACCUUGGUCUGUCGCCGACGCUAGCGGCACAUUUGCUUACGAAGUUGGAACUCAAGGCCCCGACGGCGAUCCAGAAGGCGUCCAUGUCGCAACUUUUGAAGGAGGAGGCGGAUGCCUUUAUCCAGGCGGAGACUGGUUCGGGAAAGACGCUGGCUUAUCUAUUGCCACUUAUUCAAAGAAUCAUGGACCUGUCGCGAGCAAAAAAUGAAGGCGAUGCGAGGGGUGACCUGAAUGUUCAUCGGGAUAGUGGGUUGUUUGCGAUUAUCCUCGCCCCGACCAGAGAACUGUGCAAACAGAUUUCGGUUGUGUUGGAAGAGUUGUUGCGAUGUGCGCACUGGAUUGUCGCAGGGACUGUGAUUGGUGGAGAGAAGAAGAAAUCAGAAAAGGCGAGGUUGAGGAAGGGGCUGAAUAUUCUUGUUGCCACACCCGGUCGACUGGCGGACCAUCUAGAGAAUACACAGGUGCUGGAUGUAAGCAAUGUGAGGUGGUUGGUGUUGGAUGAGGGAGAUCGAUUGAUGGAGUUGGGGUUUGAGAAGGAGCUUCAAGGCAUUAUCAGCAAGCUGGAUGCGCGACAACGGCCCAGCCGGAUCCCAGGGAUCCCCGCGAAGAGAGCUACUAUUCUCUGCUCGGCUACGCUGAAGAUGAACGUGCAGAAGCUGGGAGAGAUCAGUUUGAAGGAUGCGGUCCACAUCAAGGCCGACCCUGCUGAUGAAGAUGGCGAAGCCACCGAGUCCAAGGACGAAGACGGCGCGUUCCGAGUCCCUGCCCAGCUAAAGCAGUCUUACGCCAUUGUCGCUUCGAAACUACGACUAGUCACGCUCACAGCACUUAUGAAACGAACGUUUAUGCGGAAAGGAUCAGUGAUGAAGGCCAUCGUCUUCGUCUCAUGCGCCGAUUCAGUCAACUUCCAUUUCGAGGUAUUUACACGGAAACUCCAAGAGCAGGAGGAGAAGCAAAACGAAUCUAGUGACAGCGAAGACGAAAAAGAGAAAGAGAAGCCUACACCGGCCUCUGUCCACGGAACAAUCGCACCGGCAACCGCCUUCUCAAAUUCCUCAAACCCCGUGACAAUGUACAAACUCCACGGUUCCCUCCCCCAGCACGUCCGUACAUCCACCCUCUCCUCCUUCGCCAAAAACAAAGAACCCUCCGUCCUCAUCUGUACCGAUGUCGCAUCUCGAGGUCUCGAUCUUCCCAACGUUGACUUUGUCGUUGAAUACGACCCCGCCUUCAGCGCCGACGAACAUCUUCACCGAAUCGGUCGUACCGCGCGUGUCGGUCGUGACGGCCGCGCACUCAUCUUCCUCCUUCCGGGCUGCGAAGAGAACUACGUCGACAUCCUGAAAAAGGGCUACCGCGACGGCGGAAAGGCGCUGACCCGGUCUACAACAGACGAGAUCCUCAAGCGUGGAUUCGGUGGCAACGUCGAGUCCCAGAGUAGAGACUGGGAUGAGAAAGCGACGGAGUGGCAGCUGGAACUUGAGCGCUGGGCGAUGGAAAACCCCGAGUAUCUGGAGAUGGCGCGGCGCGGGUAUCAAUCCCAUAUCCGAGCCUAUGCGACUCACAUUGCAAAUGAGCGGCAUAUUUUCAAUAUCAAGGAACUGCACUUGGGACAUCUGGCGAAAAGUUUCGCGUUGCGUGACCGGCCGGGUAAGAUCAAUGUUCCUGGUCUUCGACCGGGUAAGAACGAAACGAAGAAGGACUUCAAGGCUGAGCGGAAGUCGGUUGGUGGAAAGAAGAGGAAGUCUGGUUAUGGUGGUGGUAAGGAUGAUGAUAACGACGGCCCGUCAACUUCCACGAACGACACGACCCUUGCCGCCCAGAAGAUGAGAGCGAAGAUGAAGGAGCAGAUGGCCGGGGCGAGCGAGUUCAAUCUUGCAUAG
Aspergillus puulaauensis is the source of this 2340-nucleotide messenger RNA. It is a transcript of the gene dbp7, whose product is annotated as putative ATP-dependent RNA helicase. Gene Ontology annotation, molecular function: ATP binding; nucleic acid binding. The transcript has a single exon. Gene Ontology annotation, biological process: ribosome biogenesis. Gene Ontology annotation, cellular component: nucleus. Lineage: Eukaryota; Fungi; Ascomycota; Eurotiomycetes; Eurotiales; Aspergillaceae. The record is from RefSeq and is a predicted model, not a curated record. The coding region runs from base 1 to 2340 and encodes 779 amino acids.